AUGUCAUAUCCAGCGCCUGUUCAGCUUAGCCGCGGUGACACCCACGAGAAGGUGCGCAUUGUCAUGAACAAUGGCGGCGAAAACGGCAACGUCGCCUUCGAGGGCGAGGCUUCGGGUGGUAUUGACUUCACUUCCAACUUUGGUGAUUCGACAAGGUCAACCCCAAGCCCAGAUCAGUGGAUCACAUUCGAUAACAGUACCCUCACUCCACACCAGCAAUACGUCCUCAUCGUGUCAGAAAGUUCAUCUCAUGCCAUCAAGUGGGAGCUUGCCAGCGGAGUUGAGCUCAGCAAGGCUCUUUGGAUGGCAAAAUGGAAGGACGGAAUUACAAUGAUUUCGGAGGCGCCCAGCCAAGACGACCGCGGGGUGGAAUCUUCAAAGCCUGGAGCAACAUCAACAGCGGCAGCCCCCGGUGUCACACCCCCGGUGAAGCGUCAAGAAUCUAUUCCUAUCACAAUGGGUUUCACUGACAGUAGUCUCACCCUGCCUCUCGCCGAUACCAAGUUUUCGGAAAAAUACCUAAACGCUACCAUGUACAUUGAGCUUCAGUGGACAUCGCCAGAGGGACCCGGCACGACGAAGACUGGUUUGUUUACCGUCACAAAUGCAGCCUUUGGGACCGGACCCUACUGGGAUGUAGUCGGCACACUCAGCGUGUCACGGAACAACAACGAGGCGAUUUCAGGAAACGAAGAACUAACCAGCUCGACAUCAACAUCGUCAACGUCUGCCACCACCCAGGCAACAGCCACCCCUGCGACCUCUCUCGACCCGAAUGCGUCACAAUCAGCCAUCGGCGGCGCUCCCAGCAGCAGCGGCAGCAGCGGUGGCAGUAGUGGAGGCCUUGCGCCUGGUGCCAUCGCCGGCAUCGUCAUCGGCAGUGUUCUCGGGCUCGCCUUCAUCGCGUUCCUGAUAUGGUUCUGCCUCCGCCGUCGUCGCCGCCGCGCUGACCAUGUCUCGGACGGCGCAUACGGCCCCGGCCACAACCCCCACGAGUACCUCGCCGACAAGGAGACUCACGCCCGGGUGACCGAGUCACCGCACUCGCCCUACACGGACGACGGACAGCACCAGCACUCCCAGCAUCACCUCCAGCAGCAGACGCAACCCCAAGAACAGCAUCACCUCUCGCGGGAACUGCAUCAGGACGAUCACAACGACGCCCUUGAGACCGCCGCCGCUGCCGCAGUACCUGCCUCGGCCAUCAGCGCCACGGAAAACCACCAGCCUCCCUUUGCGCCAUACAGCGAGGAGCACGCAUCCAUUGCCUCACGGUCGGUCGAGGACAUGACCCGCAGCGGCGCCGGCGGUCCGCGCUCGUCGACGCCCAACGUCAACUCCAACGUUUCGCAUCUGAUUGAGGACGGCAUGACGGAGGACGAGAUCCGAAGGCUAGAGGAGGAGGAGAUGGCGUUGGAUGCGGCCAUUGAGCAAGCCGGACCGCGUAGGAAGCCGUAG
Colletotrichum godetiae is the source of this 1458-nucleotide messenger RNA. RefSeq lists its product as uncharacterized. Bases 1 to 1458 code for a protein of 485 amino acids. The record is from RefSeq and is a predicted model, not a curated record. NCBI's taxonomy places the organism in Eukaryota, Fungi, Ascomycota, Sordariomycetes, Glomerellales, Glomerellaceae. The transcript is spliced from 2 exons.